Molecule: messenger RNA, 4452 nt
Organism: Chelmon rostratus (copperband butterflyfish)
Lineage: Eukaryota; Metazoa; Chordata; Actinopteri; Chaetodontiformes; Chaetodontidae
Gene: mapk1
Product: mitogen-activated protein kinase 1
Exons: 9
Coding region: 200-1309 (369 amino acids)
Biological process (GO): protein phosphorylation; intracellular signal transduction
Cellular component (GO): cytoplasm; nucleus
Molecular function (GO): MAP kinase activity; ATP binding
Source: RefSeq, a predicted model, not a curated record
CGACAGCAUAGCAGUGGUGUGGUCGCUCUGAACGCACAUUAACGGAAAGAAAAGACACUCCACACACAGUGAAGGCCUCUGCCACACUCAAAGCCCUGUUUCAGUCACAGCGACGACGGAUAUAAAAACACACAUAUAUUUUUUCUAAUCUCAGUUGCUCUUUUUUAUUUGAUAGCGUUGUAAAAAGUAAGUCCACAUAAUGGCGACAGCUGCGGUGUCUGCCCCUGCUGGCUGCGGCCCCAGCCCCGGGUCGGGAACGGAGCUGGUCCGCGGGCAGGCCUUCGACGUCGGGCCUCGGUACAGCAACCUCUCCUACAUCGGGGAAGGAGCCUACGGGAUGGUGUGCUCUGCCUAUGACCGGGACAACAAGAUACGUGUGGCCAUUAAGAAGAUCAGCCCCUUUGAGCACCAGACGUACUGCCAACGCACCCUGAGAGAGAUCAAAAUCCUUCUGCGCUUCAAACAUGAGAACAUCAUCGGAAUCAAUGACAUUAUCCGCACACCGACCAUUGACCAGAUGAAGGACGUAUAUAUUGUCCAGGAUCUAAUGGAGACAGACCUGUACAAGCUCCUGAAGACUCAACACCUGAGCAACGACCACAUCUGCUACUUCCUCUACCAGAUCUUACGAGGGCUCAAGUACAUCCACUCUGCCAAUGUCCUGCACCGUGACCUGAAGCCUUCCAACCUCCUGCUCAACACCACCUGCGAUCUCAAGAUCUGUGAUUUUGGUUUGGCUCGUGUUGCUGACCCUGACCAUGAUCACACUGGUUUCCUCACAGAGUAUGUAGCCACUCGUUGGUACCGAGCACCUGAGAUCAUGCUCAACUCCAAGGGCUAUACCAAGUCCAUAGACAUCUGGUCAGUGGGUUGCAUCCUGGCUGAGAUGUUGUCCAACAGGCCAAUCUUUCCCGGGAAACACUACUUGGAUCAACUUAACCACAUUUUGGGGAUCCUGGGUUCUCCCUCUCAGGAGGAUCUCAACUGCAUUAUCAACAUCAAGGCCAGGAACUAUCUUUUGUCGCUGCCUUUGCGCUGCAAAGUGCCGUGGAACCGCCUCUUCCCCAACGCUGAUCCCAAAGCUCUGGACCUUUUGGACAAGAUGCUGACCUUUAACCCUCACAAGCGGAUCGAGGUGGAGGAGGCCCUGGCGCACCCCUACCUGGAGCAAUAUUACGACCCCACAGAUGAGCCUGUUGCUGAGGCCCCAUUCAAGUUCGACAUGGAGCUGGAUGACCUACCCAAAGAGACAUUGAAGGAGCUCAUCUUUGAAGAAACUGCACGUUUCCAGCCUGGCUUUAGGUCCUAACAUCUUACACAGAUGACUCUGUGGACUGGCUUCUGCGUUGCCACUGCUCCUCCCCGCCUCCACACUGUUGCUGUGAUGAUUUAUUGUUUGUUUGUUUGUUUCCCCCCACCCCCCACCCUCCCCCCUUCUCCUGUUGUCCACAUCACCUGGAUUCCUUGGGUCUCACUCGUCAAGUCCACUUUGCUCAGGAAUGGCGUCAGGAAUCAAUCAAUCAAUCAAUCAAUCAGUCAUCCUCUGUCUCUCUUUUCCUCUUUUCUCUCCCUUUCUCUCUCCCUAUCUCUCUCGCUCUCGCUCUCUCUCUUCGAGGGGGGGGGGGGGGGUCACGUCACAGCUUACAGUUUGGGGGUGAUUUUGUGUUUUAAGCCAAGAUAAACAAUUUUUUUGUGUGUCUCAAAAGGCAUUUGGCUCUGGCUAUCCCUAUUCAAGACCUUUCACGUCCAGUCGAAUGACAGUGAUAGACUAGCUGUGUGUUUGUCGGUGCAGCUGCUCUGGUUAUAACUCUGCCUACGUUGCACAAACAACAGUAGAUUACUUAUAAGAAUCAUCCAUCAUAGAGAAGGUCUUUUUUUCUAACCUUUGUCGCACUGUUACAAGGGAUGCCUUGAUCUCUAUCUUUUUUCUCUCUUUAUCUCUUUGAAAAAAGAAAAACCCGAAUUAAAUCAACUGAUUUAUGCAAUGAAAUCACAUAAUCAGCCAGAGACUUCAUGGGCCACAAGCCAUCACUCUGUGUUGAUGAGGAUCUAUAUUUUAACAAAGACCUUGUAUUUUAAUCCUUAACAAACACACUCAUAAGGCCCUAAUGCAAAUAUAUACAUAAACAUAAAAAUAUAUAUAUCUAUAUAUAGCCCAAAGAGUCUUAAGAUAUUUCAAUGGCAAGGGUGAUGAUAGAAGGUGAAUCAGAUGACUUUCUAACUUUUUUCAUUAAAAACAAAAAAUCCCUGUUUUCAUUUCUCAUCGGCUUCAUUGAGAUGUCAGGUUGUGUAUCAAUGCGCCAAAUUACAGGUGCAUUGAAAGGUUUCACCAUCAAUUUCUGCCUUAGCCAUGAGAAACUAAAGGAAAAGUCUGUUUAUUUCAUACGAGUCUGUAUGUACAGUAUGAUAUUUUUCAUAUGGGGGAAAAUUAACUGCGUCAGGACAAGAAUUCAGUUAUCACACAGAACUCGUAUCGUCUGGAGGAAGCGUCGUUGUGCCUCCCUUUUCGUCCCGUUUCGUGUUUUCCUUUCUCCUCUUCAGUCUCUGUUAAUCUCUCUCUCGCCUUGUUAGAAUAAUACUGUGCCCUUUUGCAUGACUGUUAUAAGCUCUGUAUACAAAGACGACGAUGUUAAGUGCCACACAAGCCGGGCAGACCUGCCAGGAGAGCGCCCAGGCUCUCUCUGUUGCACCUUUCGUGGUAUAUCACACUUCCCAAUCACAUGGUGCUUUCUGUCCUGUUUCUUUCUUUUGCUUCGACAUUCUCUCGUCCGUUUUUAUUUCGUUUCCAUUGUCGUAAAGUCUACAGAUUUCAGUCUCCUCGUUUUUAGCCAGACACCAUCUGCAUGCUAAGACGUCUUGUCGUGGUUGCAAAUAGGAGAAUAACCAUAUAUCUGUAUUUAUAUCACAGAUCCACCAAACAUGAUAUUUCUUGAACCUGAGAAAUGGGAUCCAGGCGUGAUACAGUUGAAAUAAUACUAAAAUGUAAAAGAUCAUCUUUCACAUUUCAUCCUUGAAACAUUAUUUUGCUAUAAAUUGCACAUUUUCACACUGAUAACAGUUGGCAGUGUCAAUACCAGCAGACACCUGCAGUAGAAUAAAAAAAACAAACAUAUUUUUACUUCUUGUCAGUAACUGCUGAUUAAAGACUGUUGAAUUUCAAUAUUUUAUUUCAAGCAAAAGGAAUUAUGCCUAAAGAUUAUGUAUGUGGAAACUUAAAAAACGAACACGCCAGCAGCGCUGAGGCUUCAUCCACCAACUGUCACUUCGUUUCACUUUAGCAUCUAAUGGCUGUCAUUUCAGUUUGUUUACAAGUGGGCCUCAAAUCUGUUCAGUUUCAUGGUACACCUAGCCUUCAGUACCGCAACCUCAAAGGAAAAACUCAUUUGGUUGUGUGUGAGCGACCUAGUGAAUGAAACAAAGUAGUAUUAUUUACGACACAAAAGCAUCUCUGAAUAGAUUAAAGUCAAAAUCUAUCUGAAGGGAUUCUUCAAGAAUCUUUCUCCUCUGGCACUUAAAGUGAGAAAUGGGAGAUUUCAGUCUAAAAUGAGACAAUUUCAUCACUAUCGAGCUGCUUUGGCUGAUCUUUCAUUCGUUUCCGAUGACGACAGCGAUGUAUGUAGUCUGUGAUAAAAGUAUUGGCUGAGCUGUAAACUCAUGAUCUUUGUGUUUCGGUCUGAAAAUGAGUGAAGCUAAACUCAACUUUUGAUUCUUAUUCUACAUUUGCGUACAUGUCAGAAAGCAAGUUUGAGUUGUCAAAAUGUUUCUCUGAGGGCAGAGCUGCUCUGGUCGAAUGAAAUCACGGUGGACAGAGCCAAAGAACCACAGUUCAACUUCGUGUUUUUCUUUUGUUCUGGCUAAAUGAUGUUGGACUGAAACUGAGUGGAACGACGAGAGAGGACGCUAAUGCUCUGCCGAAAUACACUCAAGCCAUAAUCGGUCGGUCGGUCGGUCAGUCUGUUGCGCCUCUGACCACACCCAACAGUGAUGUCACAGUGUGCUGACGCACCCCGGUGUACACCUCACAUCACUGCAGCCAGAUACGAAGUUAAACCACUGGAGGUCAGCAAGGACAAGGUUUUCAGAUGUUGUUGUGUUGCUCUUUAAGACAUCAGAUGAAUCUGAGAUUAUCUAAGUAAGCAGCCUGCUGACAUAAGAUGCCAAAUGUGGGUUCAUGAUUUAGUGAAUAAAAAAAAGUCAGUAGUGCUUUAUCUUCCAGGUCUGUGAAUCCUUAAUAUUCCUAGAAGGUUUUCUGAAAAGAACCAAGUCAUUCUGCACUGACUGUACGUAAAUUAUAGGGAGUGUGCAGUAGAGCGAGAACAAACAAUUCAUUCCAUCAUCGUUUAAUCUGUUGAUUACGUUUCUGGUUCAUUUGGUCCAAAAAAAAAAAAGUCCCCAGAUCUUUCCAAUCAACCGUCCAGAACUGAGAGAUAUUGAGUUAAUGAUGAUACAAAA